GCUUCACAUUUAGGCCAUCUAAUAUAAUUGAUUUACAGCACAACUUCCCUGACAACUUAUAAACUGACUGUAUUUACAUAUGUGGGAUGGAAAUUUUUCCAUGGAAAAAUAGAGCAUCAGAAGAUUUUCUGUGCUGGAGUUUUUUCUGCUUUACACCACUGUAUGUUCUUUUGUUGGGCCUGAGUCUGUUGCUCAUCCAUUUAUUUGGGUCUGUGAAAGUUCUAGUAUUUGCAGGGAAGGAGAAGCAUUUCCAUCUACUCGCUCUGCACUCUGCACAAUUUUAUAAACCCCUCUUUUGUCCCGCCCCCCCCAGUACUCAUUUUUCUAAUUUGAAAAGUCCUAGACUCCUUUUUUUUUUCAGGGGGGGGGAUCUUUGGUCUCCUUUUUCCAGCUCUGCGAUAUUCUUUUUGAGACUGGGGCAACCAGAACAGCCCACAGUCUUCCGAAUUCCUGCUUCAGAGAGGGCUGGCCCUGUGCAGUCACAACAUCCACACUGGCUGGGCUUUCAGAAAGUGCCGUAAGAGAGAAGGACGGUUCAGAUGGUCACACCCGCAAGGUGAACACCCCACCUGCCUUUUAGGUUGCUGAGGUGAAACAUGUCCUUCCCUCAUUGGAGACCUGUGCCAGGAAAUGCCUACAGGGAGUGCAGGCCAGCCGGUGAUGCUUGAGCCCCUCCUGGACUGCGACUCCCUGGAGGAGCCCUCUGAGAAUCUGCAAGGAGCUGGUGGAGGUGGUGAUGGAGAACUACGAGCUGGUCACUUCUUUGGGCUACCCAGUUCUCAAACCUGAUCUCCUGUCUCGGAUUGAGCGUGCUGGAGAGCCAUGUCUUGGUGAUCAACUGGACUCUGCCAGAGGUAUUCCACAAGACCCCUGCGCAGGCUACCGGUUUUUCAAACCUGAAGGCUUGUCUUGGAUCGAGCGGUGGGAAGAGCUCGGUAUUGCAGACCGUCAGAAGGUAGAGGAAGGCAAGCUGUGCUCUGGCUCCUGCCAAGGAGCAGCGGGGCGUGGCAAGACAAUCAAAGAAGAGGAAGGUGGCCAGAAGGGCUUUGCAGCCAGCCUAGAGCGCUACCAGCUCUUCCCUGACAGCUCUCGAGCAGGGCUUUUCCUGACCCCCAACACUACCCAGCUGAGAGCCCAGCCGCGUGUCAAGAAAGAAGAGGUGGCCUCGUGUGAGCCAGGCCUCUGUGGUCCUGGCCGCCCAUCCCAGGGGCUGGGGUCGGGGCCUUUUGCCUGCGUUGUGUGUGGGAAGUGCUUCCGGCAGAAGCAAGGCCUCAUCACGCAUGGGCGGAUCCACACUGGGGAAAAGCCCUACCCGUGCCUGGAGUGUGGCAAGCGUUUCCGACAGCGCCCCAACCUGUUAACCCACCAGCGGGUACACACGGGUGAACGCCCCUUCCCUUGCCUGCGCUGUGGGAAGCGCUUCAGCCAGAAGGCCAACCUGGCGGCACACCAGCGCACCCAUGCAGUCCAGGAAGGACUCAUCAGCCCUGAGCCAAAGGCCCCUGUGCAGCGGGGGAACCGCCAGGCAGAAAAGCCCUUCCCUUGCAACGUGUGUGGGAAAAGCUUCAGCCAGCGGCCCAACCUGAUCACCCACCAGCGCAUCCACACUGGCGAGAAGCCAUUUGCCUGCACAGAGUGCGGAAAGCGCUUCAACCAGCGGGCCAACCUGAUCACCCACCGGCGCAUCCACUCGGGGGAGCGGCCCUUCCCUUGCGCCACCUGCGGCAGGCGCUUCAGCCAGAAGGGCAACCUGGCGGCACACCAGCGCACCCACUCACAGCAGCGCCCCCACGCCUGCACCUGCUGCCCCAAGCGCUUCAAGGGGGAGUCGGCUCUACGUGCGCAUCAGAGAACCCACCGGCAGGUCUUGGGCACAGACCCCCUGCCCAGCACCCUCCUGGCAGCUCCCAGCCUCCAGCAGGCGCUCUCUGGGGAUCCUGCAUCGGUCACGCACCGGGCAACUCCAGCCCCUCGCCAGGAUCUGUCUGGGGAUCCCACACCAGGCAUCCACCGGGCAACUCCGUCUGGGCCGCACGGUCCCCCCCAUGGGCAGAAUCUCCCUGGAGACCCUCCUCCAGGUCCACAUGCCACAGGUCCGUCUGGGCACCUCCAGGGAGUCACGCCUGGCUCAGAACAAGGGCCGAAGCUUAGUGCCCCGCCCCCUGUGAUGGAUCCUCAUGCGGAGAUGCUUCAUUGCCAACGCCGGCUGGGCCUGCCUGGGCUCCCCACGUCCAGUGCCCACCCUGUGGUCCCCAUGGGGCAAUCCCAGCCAGUGACUGCCAAGCAGAAGACCCUUGCCGGCCCUCGCUCCGCUGCAGUUGAUGCCUCCAGUGAGAUGCUGCAUUGCCUGUGCCAUGCCAGCAGGGCCUCCUUGGUCAUUCCUCACCCGCCACAUCUGGGGCAGCUCCAGGCAGGGAGCAGAGACACCCCUGGCCGAGCCUGGCUGGGGAUUCCCUGCCCUGCACGUACCCUUCAGCUCCAGCAGGGGAGCCAGAGCCACCCAGCAGCCCCCAACCCGAGACUGUGCUCCAUUCCAGACUCCUUGCGAUAGCUUCCCCCAAAGAUGGGCACUGUGCAAGCACAGACUGUGAGAAGGUGGGGCAGUGGGGCUCAUGCAUGUAUCGUGGACAGAAGUCCCCCUUCCAACCUGCAGCAACCCCCCAUUGGGACUCAUUGGAACCCCUCUCUGCUCCUGCAUCUCCUGGCCUGGGUCUGGUGUGGCCAUUUGGGGUAGCCAUCUGGAAAGAUACAUUUAUGCAGAAGCACCAAGUGCAGAGUGGGUGUCUCCCUCAAGAAGCUUGCGCAUGAGGAGCAUUGUGCCAAGUAUGUGGCUUCACCUCACUGAUUCCCUCCUCCCUGCUCCAAUGUUAUUUGUCCCCAUGACCAGCAGCACAAGGCCGGCUUCCUACACCCAGCAGCUCCUCGUUCGUCUGCCCUGCAAAUCUGUCUCCGCCACCACAAGAGAAAGCAAACCGGAAGUAGGCAGGGGAGUGGCAGGGCAGUAGCAUUGCAAGGGUGUCUGCGUCGAGUCCUUUGCUUCCACAGAAGAGGUGGCUUUGGUGGACAACCGGUCUCCCCCUGCACCUGCUGCUUCCUGGGCUUGUAUUUGGUUGGCUCUAGAGCCUGCUGGUGCAGCAGAGACAGUGCCAGCUCUUGGCUAGAAGCCAGCUGGUUGCCAGAGGCUAUAGAGGCACUUGGGGCUUGGCACACAGCGAGCUUCUGGAAUUUCCCAGCCUUCAGGAACAACUUCCUGUGUCUUUGAGGCCUUUGCACGUCUCUGCGAGCUGUGCACGUGUUUGAAUAACUUAAGCUGUCAGUCUUCUGCAGCCCCCCUCCAGCGCAUCUUCCUAGUGUGCUUGUACAAGAGCGGAUCUGACUGGGGGGGGGGGGGCUUUGCAGCUGGAGCCAAAUGCGGGGCGCUGCAGAAGCAUCACUGCUAGCUGAGACUGAGGCGCCAUGGUGAGCAAGGCAGGGCCCAUCAGUCUUUUCUGCCUGGAACUCCAGGGGGUGCAUAGCGGACUCCUGUCUGUUAGAAGGAAGAAGGCCCUCCUGCCUCGCUUGAAGUAGGGAACAGCCAGGGACUGGAUGCUUCGAAAGCAGCGGGUAGAACUGCCUGGCCCCUGCAGUGGGCUGCGUAGGCCUGAGCUCCUAGAGCUGAUGGUGAGGCAAGAAGCUUGGCCUGACAGAGGAGAGGAUGAGAGGGGAGUGGCCCUCCAGCCAACCACAUGGCGCUCAGCGCGGAGGUGGAGCCUGGAGGCCCGCAGGGCAUGGGUGGAACCUAGGGGCCCCGGGCCGUCUCUGCUCAGCAGUGCAGAAAUGCCCCUGGCAUGCCUCUUGCUCUCCGAAGCCCACGUUCGGCAGGCAGCCUGGAACCGUGAGGUGUGGAUGCAUUGACCAAAGAGGAGGGUGUACAGACGGGCCCAGGAAGCCGUGGCUGGCAGGAGCGCCCUCUGGCCAUUCCUCCGCAGGAGCUGGCUGGGGGAGAGGCAGGGGCCUGAGGCCAUCGCGGAUGCACUUUACAAAGGACCCCGUGCUGACCCUUCCCUCUUUACCGUGGAUGUUGCGGCCCCCUCCCCGCUCCCCCGUUUGAUUCCAGUCUGAAGGUUCUGUCUUAGUGGGUAGAUUCUCUCUUGGUGUAGUGGGCUGUUCAAUCUGGGUGGCUGCAGGAGUACCAAGAGGAGGCUGGGGCCUCUUGCCGGUAGAACAGCCGCCGACCACCCCCACCCCCGGCCAGUUUGCUGGGGGAGUCUGUGCCUUAAGAUCUCCGAUUCUGGGUGGCGUUGGGUUCCAGAAGGUUGAGGAGCUUGCUUUUGAAACUGUGAAUGGAAGUUGUGGUGGGGUGUUGUUGACUGCAAAUUGAUGUGGUGCUCAAGGGCCUGGGGUGGGCACUCCAAAGUGAGGAGGGCUGCAGACCUCCCCAGAGGACAGGAUGGCAGUCAGAGAGAGGCACAUUAGCUGACCCAGGGGGCUGCUGUACGCGAGAAGGGUGAGGCGAAACAGGAUCUUGGGCAGGCAGCCCCCUGGCAUGCUGCUCAGGCAUCCCCAGCUCCUCGAUUCUGGGCCUUCCGUUGGUGGCUUCGUCUUAACAGUGUCUUGUCUUCACACUUGGCCUCUUGGAGACUUCAGGAAGGCGGAGGUCAAGGUGGUGCCCCAAGCGCUGACUUGAGGACUCUUUCAUCAUCAGGAAGGUGGCAAUCCCAGCAUCUCCUGGUGUCGGGCCCUUUCCUCAUGACCAGGGUGAAAGAAGGAACUGUUCUGUGCAGGCCCGCAGCGUAUGGUGAAGUCCAUUUGGCAGCAGAGAGCGGGAAAGCUGUGUACCCAAAUGCAUGCAUGUGCGGAGCAUUAGUGGUCAGUGCAGAGGCGGCCAGGAUGUCUGGUUGUGUUGAAGGCAGUGAGAUGAUGCCGUUCGUGGACCAUCUUGCUGGGGGGGACAGAAAAGCCAACUUCUGAAGAGCUGUGAAGCCAGAGAGAGCUUGUUCCACUGUUCAUCGAGUCAGUGGGUGCUGUGCUGGGGCACAGGGGAGAUGAAGGCUGAGAUUCCCAGGGACAAUGGAACUGCCUUGGCUGCUGGCACCCUUUCUGGAGGGAGCAGGCGGUUUGGGCUCUGCAGGGAACAGCUGCACGAAGGAAGAAAAAAAAGCAGUGGGUCAGAAAGGAAAGGGGGGUGGUGUAAGAGACCUUUUGGGGUGGCAGGCGUGGUUGGUCCAGGGGAGCCCCGUUUGUGCUGCUAACAGAGUCGUCCCGCCUGCAUGCAGACACACCGAUCACUCUGACAAAGACAGGAGAGCAAGGAGGGGAGGGGAGGCAAGGGGCGAGGCAGCUGGGGGAGGGGGGCAGCAGGGUUUUCUUGCAGCUUCUCUUGGGACUCCCCCAGAUGUCCCUCUGUCUGCACCUACUCACACCUCUCGGGAGAAGUGAGGGCUAGAAAUGGGCACUUCAAUCAGUGUGUGCCCAGAGCAGAGAUGGAAAAGAGUGUAGCAGCACCUUUAAGACUAACCAGCUUAUUUGUAGCAUAAGCUUUCAAGAACCACAGCUCUCUUCGCCAGAGCAGAGAUGCUCAGCUUGCCCACCCAGCAGGCAGGAUGGCAGUACUUGAUUGCACAUUCCAGCGUGAGGCCUGUUGGGAGGAAGGCUUCCUUUGGCUGGGCAGUGUGUGCAGGCUGCUUCGGGUCAGGUGAAGGCCGUUAGGCUCUGGGCCCAGGAGUUAGGAAGGGGCCAAAAAGCUACAGUCUGCUCUCCCGCUGCUUUUCUGAAAUGCCCUUGCCGUCUGUCCGUAGUCCAGACUACUUGGAUGAUAUUCAGAGCCUCGGCGUGCAAGUAACUUUCCCUGAAGAGCCAGUCGCCUGGAUGUGGCUGAGCUGCUGGCUCCCCUCCAGCCUGAAAGCUCUUCAUGGGCAGCAGGCAGGGAAUGUGAGUCUCCUGUUGAGGAUGAAUGGGCCUGGGACACAACGUGUGUGGAAGGUCUGCUGGUAGCGUGGUGCUUCGUUGGGGUGCAUACAGGCCAAAUCUCGCUGUGUCCCUGAAGGAGGAGCCAGGUAAUUCCACUUCUCCUGGACCAGGUAAGCUCCAGUGCGCUAGGCCUGCGUGCCACCCAUUUCUCCCCACAAUGGGGAGGGGGCAAGGUUAGAACGACUGUUGUGGCCCCAAGGCUGUGCCAUCCCUUCUUCCAGCUCCGGUGGAAAGGCUAGGCAAACACAAUGGCUGUUCCCGUCAAUGAUCAGCAGAGGCAGGGGAGAAGCCUCACGGGAAACGCAA
Messenger RNA from Eublepharis macularius, 6255 nucleotides. RefSeq names its product zinc finger protein 25-like. The transcript has 6 exons. Gene Ontology annotation, molecular function: DNA-binding transcription factor activity, RNA polymerase II-specific; RNA polymerase II transcription regulatory region sequence-specific DNA binding. NCBI's taxonomy places the organism in Eukaryota, Metazoa, Chordata, Lepidosauria, Squamata, Eublepharidae. Gene Ontology annotation, biological process: regulation of transcription by RNA polymerase II. The record is from RefSeq and is a predicted model, not a curated record. Bases 737 to 2551 code for a protein of 604 amino acids. Gene Ontology annotation, cellular component: nucleus.